UUUAGUAGAUGCACUUUCCACCCACGAGAGAGUAUCGAACGAACUCUGGUGUUGCUCCCGUAUGUUGCAGGAAAACUGUCAUCUUACGCCAAUAUGUUGAGUUUGUCGUUGUUUUUUCAAGUUGUAGCUGCGUCAACCUUUGUGUACCAUGAACUAGAGCAGCCACUUCGGAUACAAGGAGGAGUUGAUAACCAGUUUGUUACCGAUGGUAUUGGAGGACCAGAUUUGUUAGAAGAUGACGUUACUUUGACAACCAAGGACACCGUAUCACCACCAUCACCAAACACACCUCCAGGUCUUCCCAAACAGCCAGCACCAGAAUUCGCCUUUCCCGUGUGGGAUUCAGAUGGAAACCUUUGUCUCUUGGGCAAAUUUUCGGCAACUUUUGCUAUCACUUAUACAAGUCAAGGAGGAGAUCAGACGAUUUCCGUGAAACUACCAGAACAACCCACUACUAAGGGACGAUGUGGAACUUCGGAUCAGGAUCCUGUUUUGGAGCUCUCAUGGCCAGGUUUCCGCUUCAGUAUGAUAUUUACUAAGACUCUACCCACGGAGAAAGACGGUAUACCAUCAUGGUCGGUAAUAUCCUUGGAGCUUUUAUACAACACAGCAGGACCACUGUUUCCUGGAGCCACUAAUGGUGGCAAGAAGACAGCACGAAGUGCAGACAACACAACACUUUUUGAAACACCCUUUGGGAAGUCCUACUUCUGCCCAUCUCCAGAGGUCAUUCCAUUGUAUGACUCCAAAAGAAACAAAGUAACCAUCGUUAGGCUUCACGAUGUACAACUGCAACCGUAUGACGUGAAAAAUGGAGUAUUUUCUGCCGUUCAACGAUGCAGCCAGGUUAAGAUUGGUGGAAUGGUGGAGCCAUUUUCCCAAGAUGAGACUGUACCCAUUGCCGUAGGAAGCACCUUAGCAGUUAUGGCUAUUCUGGUGGUACUUGGUUACGCCAUCUACAGGUCGGUGAUGGUGAGAAGAGUAGAUUAUACCACAAUGGAAUAAAUGAAUUAUCCCGUAACGUAAUAGGUGUCUAUUUAUAUUGCAGAAUAGUUAACAAUCUAAGUGUUUUAUCUAUUACAUAGAGGCUACUAAUAUUGUAAUACUCUACAGAUGUAAAACUGUCUGACCUCUUUAACCUAAUACUGUAAUGAUCUAAUAAGACAAAGUUCAUUGUUCAAAUAUCACUGUAAACUGUUUGAUUUCGUCGUUAUGAUACCACUUGAGUAAGGAAGCACAUCUGGUAAUUUGAUAAUAGGAAGUCAAUCAACGAGUUAUACGUAUAAGGAAAAGUUUUACUGGUCGUGAAACAUACUACAUGUUUCGACAGAACAUUGAUCUGUCUUCUUCAGGUAUGAUCAGUAAGUAAUACAAGGUUUAGAUAUUUUUAGUCUUUGUAACAAUAUCUAAACCUUGUAUUGCUUAGUACUGAUAAUACCUGAACAUGUAGUAUGUUCCACCAUCAACAAAACAUUUCCUUAAGUUUAUAAAUCGUUGUUUGCCUACCUAUUGUUACAAUACCAGUGUAAGGCUGUAUCAAGACAACCAGUUUGAUUUCAUUGUUAAAAUAAUUGUAAUGUUUUAGACAGAAUGCUUUUUGGAUCUUAUUAUUCAAGAAACACUGAAUGUUAAUUCGUGAUAAAACUAAUGGAUUUCUUGUGCACAAGAACACUAUUUUAAUCUGUAUGAAUAACAAGGUUAGUUAUCCAGCAUAACUUUUAAAAUAACAGUGUAAUGUUUUACCGAGAUAAAGUUUUCUCAUUUCGUUUUCAAAUAAUGUUACAUCAACACAAGGUUGAUGUUGUUGUAAAGACUUCAUUAAACCUGUUAUUCCCUAAGCGUUUCAAAACUAUAAAUACAUCUUUGUACACUUGUAAAUUGAUAAUCCUUGAUCACCUUUAACUACACUGACAUUUUACAAUAUGGUUAGUUGUCAGUUUCCAAAUUACAAUGACAAUGCUGUACCUGCCAUCUUUUUAUCUUCUGCCUGAUCAACAGAUGCUAACACUAGAUGUUAAAGCUCAGUCUGUACCU
This is a messenger RNA of Limulus polyphemus (Atlantic horseshoe crab), 2034 nucleotides long. RefSeq names its product lysosome-associated membrane glycoprotein 5-like. The record is from RefSeq and is a predicted model, not a curated record. The coding region runs from base 94 to 1005 and encodes 303 amino acids. NCBI's taxonomy places the organism in Eukaryota, Metazoa, Arthropoda, Merostomata, Xiphosura, Limulidae. The transcript has 8 exons. Gene Ontology annotation, cellular component: membrane.